UGGGGACCCAGGAGCUGGGCCAGGGAGGUGGCCACUGGGACGUCAGCAUGUACACUUCAGGGCACGGGCCAGGGGACUGAGCUGAAGGAAAGGCCACAGCCCCUCAGGGCCGCUCGGGACCAGGACCGGGGCUGCCAACAGGCCGCCUCCCUUCUGGGCCUUGGAGGCCUCAGCAGUUGGAGGAGAGGGGCCGGGCCGGGCUGGGCCAGGGUUUGAUCCAGCAGGGAAGACGCCUGAACCCCUAGCAGGAGUGCCUGGGUUUGAGUCCCGACUCCAUUCCCACUCUCAGCUUCCAGCCACUGACCGGCCUGGGAGAGGCAGCAGACGAUGGCUCCAGUGAGGCGGAUCGCACCCAGUUCUCGGCUCCUGGUGUGGCCCAGCCUCGCCCCUGCCGUUGUGGGCAUCUGGGAAGGAACCAGAUGAGAGCGGUCUCAAAUUAAAAAAGGUGGGGGGGGGGGCCACAGCAGACCUGCAGAGGCGAAGGGGCUCCCAAGGCUAGAGCUGCAGUUCUGACAGCACAGAUCCGGAGUGCGCCCACGCAGUUUGUUUCCAGCUUUUUAUUUUACAUACUCGAAAGGCAGAAAGAGCUGCAGUCCACCUGUUCACGCCCCAAGUGCCUGCCACAGCCCAGGAGCUCCACCCCGGUCUCCCUGUGGGUGGCGGGGACCCGACCACGUGAGCCGUCAGUGCUGCCUCCCAGGGUGCACAUCAGCAGGGAGCCGGCACCAGGGUCAAGGGCAGGCCCUCCAGCAGGGAACGCGGGCGUCCCGGCAGUGUCCAGCGCUGUGCCGCAUGUCCGCCGGGGACACUCCAGGAGCGGGCUGCCGUGCACCUUCCAGUGGGGCCUCGGGCCUGCGAGAGGAUCACCUCCAGUGUCCCACGUCGCCAUCUGUCCACCGAGCACCCACUGGGUGUCAAGGGCCGGGGAGUCCACAGUGAACCAGGCCGUGCCUGCUCUCGUCUUCUUGGGGGGCAGGUCCGGGAAACCCUCUUUCUAGCCUUGGGUCGGGGCGAGGCCCACGGAGCUCCAAGGUCCGGGGGUCCUGAGCUGCAGAAGACGCAGUGGGAAGGGGCCCUGGAGAGUGCGACGCGUGCAGCCGAUGCAGCCCCGUCUGGUGGACUGCGCAGCUCGGGCGGCUGAGCCAGCAGGACCUCCACGGGGACGGUGAUGGGGGCAGGGGGGAGGCGGCCCAGUGGAUGGCGGUGGCCCUGGGUGUGAGCACGCAGUGACCUCUGCUGAAGGCCUGCCGUGUGCCAGACCGCGCUGCGUCUGCACGCUGCCCCCCAGCCAGACACGGAGCUAGACACAGAUGAAGGGGCGUGUCCAUCAGCAAGGGACAAGGUCAGGAUCUGAGCUGAAAUGCGACUCAGAGGCCCGUGCCCUCAACCCGGGGACGAGGUCUGGUUGGGCACGUGCCGGCCUCCAGCACCAGUCAAGCCAGCCAACCCUGAACCUCACCCGGCGGUGCUGACGCCCAGCCCUGGAACCAUGGCCCUUUGUGAGGUGGCCCUGGGGGUGGGGGUGGGGGGUGUUCCAUCGCAGUGCAGGGGAGGGAGCCGUGGAGGAGAUGGCGCUCGCCAUGCUGGGGGCUCUGUACCCCAGGGGCGAGCGUGAACUUCUUUAUAUUAUAAUAACAGUGAGCCCCUGCCCCACUCCCCCCCGCAGGUCUCUGCGCUCUGUUCCUGAGGAGUUCUCGGCACCCCUGGAACUGCCACAGCCACUCUCCGGCCUGGUGGAUGACUACGGAAUCCGACCCAAGCACCCCUGGCCCCGGGGGCCGCGGCCCCUGCUCUCGCGGGCCCAGCAGCGCAAGCGGGAUGGGCCCGACAUGGCCGAGUACUACUACGACGCCCCCCUGUGACGUGAAGCCCCCAUAAAGCUGUUCUGUGUGGCA
Molecule: messenger RNA, 1895 nt
Organism: Oryctolagus cuniculus (rabbit)
Lineage: Eukaryota; Metazoa; Chordata; Mammalia; Lagomorpha; Leporidae
Source: RefSeq, a predicted model, not a curated record